Molecule: messenger RNA, 1710 nt
Organism: Striga hermonthica
Lineage: Eukaryota; Viridiplantae; Streptophyta; Magnoliopsida; Lamiales; Orobanchaceae
Source: the annotation of a GenBank genome assembly
AUGGGCGUUGCAGAGCGAGACAUAGAUGAUCUGCCCCAAAACCCAGCUAACUACACGGCGUUGACGCCUCUCGGGUUCCUGGAGCGAGCCGCCCUCGUCCACCCGACCCGUAAAUCCGUCAUCCAUGGCUCCGUCUCCUACACCUGGCACCAGACCUACCGCCGGUGCCGCCAGCUCGCCUCCGCCCUCACCAACCGCGGCGUCACCUUCGGUAGCACCGUCUCAGUGAUUGCACCAAACGUCCCAGCCAUGUAUGAAGCUCAUUUCGGGGUCCCAAUGGCCGGUGCUGUCCUAAAUGCCGUCAAUGUCCGGCUGAAUGCCCAAACAAUCGCUUUUCUCCUGGGACACUCCCAGUCCUCAGUCAUAAUGGUCGAUCAAGAAUUCUACUCUUUAGCAGAGGAAGCUCUCAAAAUCAUGGCCGGCUCGGGAAAAUCUGAAUCUGCUCCUACUCCCAUUCUGAUUGUCAUUGCAGAUGAAGCCUGUGACCCGGAGUCCCUCCGCCACGCGCUCAGUAAAGGAGCCAUCGAGUACGAGAAGUUUCUUGAAACGGGCGACCCGGAAUUUGCUUGGAGUGCCCCGCAGGACGAGUGGCACAGUAUCACGCUGGGAUACACAUCGGGCACGACGGCUAGUCCCAAAGGGGUGGUCCUGCACCAUAGAGGAGCGUAUCUCAUGGCCCUCAGUAAUGCGGUCGUGUGGGGGAUGGGAGAAGGGGCCGUUUACCUGUGGACUCUGCCGAUGUUUCAUUGCAAUGGGUGGUGCUUCACCUGGACGCUGGCGGCGCUUUGUGGGACGAGCGUGUGCCUUAGGCAGGUCACAGCUAAAGGCGUCUACUCAGCCAUAUCGACCCUCGGCGUGACCCACUUCUGUGCGGCGCCCGUCGUCCUCAACACUCUCGUCAACGCCCCGAAAAACGAAACCGUCCUUCCCCUCCCCCGACUCGUCCACGUCAUGACCGCCGGCGCCGCCCCUCCGCCCCCAGUCCUCCUCGCCAUGUCGGAGCGCGGCUUCCGUGUCACCCACACAUACGGCCUUUCCGAGACCUAUGGCCCGUCCGCCAUCUGCGCAUGGAAGCCCGAGUGGGACUCGCUCCCUCCCGACUCCCGGGCCCGCCUGAACGCCCGCCAGGGUGUCCGAUACGUCUCCCUCGAGGGCCUCGACGUCAUAUCCACCCAGAACUCAACACCUGUCCCUCCCGACGGGAAAACCGUGGGCGAGAUCGUGUUCAGGGGCAAUGUCGUCAUGAAAGGGUACCUUAAAAAUCCCAAGGCCAAUGAAGAGGCGUUUGCGGGCGGGUGGUUUCACUCAGGGGACUUGGGCGUGAAGCACCCGGACGGGUACAUCGAGAUCAAGGACCGGUCGAAGGACAUCAUCAUAUCGGGUGGGGAGAAUAUAAGCAGCGUGGAGGUGGAGAAUGUUCUGUACGGGCACUCGGGGAUUUUGGAGGUGUCGGUCGUGGCCCGGCCCGACGAGCAGUGGGGGGAGUCCCCGUGUGCGUUUGUGACGCUGAAGCCCGGGGUGGAUGUGAGUGACGAGGGGCGGGUGGCAGAGGACAUAUUGAGGUUCGCGAGGUCGAGGAUGCCCGGUUAUUGGGUCCCCAAGUCGGUUGUGUUUGGGCAGCUGCCGAAGACGGCGACUGGAAAGAUACAGAAGCAUUUGCUGCGGGCCCGGGCGCGGGAAAUGGGGCCCGUGAAGAGGAGCAGGCUGUGA